AUGUAUUGGUGUGGUGUGCUUGUAUGUGGUGGCCAGGAAUACGUGGCAACAUGCGUCAACGAGGCAGUGGCGAUAGCCGACAAGCUCAUGACGCUUUCCGUCAUUGAGUCCACGUCCAGCACGAACACAGAGAGGUUCAAGCCUUCCUGCGACAGCUUCUACGUCCUCAAGGUACAAUACGAGCCACCCUUGCCGGUGUUGCUUAGGUACAAGUUGGUCGUAAUAGUGGUCGAAGACCUCCAAUGGGUGGAUUCCGGCACGUUGGACAUGAUCCUGGCCUUUCUACAAGAGGCCGAGCAGGAGGGGCCUUGGGACGGGGGGUGCAUGUUUCUCCUCUCCACGCGACCUGCCUCCACCUUCCCUGCGCACCUGAGCAGCACCCGCGACAAGAUUGUCGCCGAAAGAAUUGUGACGGUGAUUGAGCUCGGUGCCCUAUCGGAGGACGAGGCGGAAGGGGUGACGUGUCGGCUGCUCGAGGUGGACGAGCUUGAUUUUGCGCUUCGCAAGCUUGUGUUAACCUCGUGUUCCGGUAGUCCGCUCUUCAUCACCGAGCUGUGCCAGUCUCUUUGCAGCACCCGGGGGGUACAGAAAGUUUCUACAUCGUCCGGCAAGUCGCGAGCUGCUCUGAAAACGACGGGCAAGGACGGCGGUCUAUCAACCGGACCCAGGAGCGUGGCGGAGAUGGUGGCCGCCCGCAUCGACACCCUGGAGUCUACGGCAUCCCUCGUGCUAAAGGUGGCGGCUGUGAUAGGGGAGAAAUUCACCCUCAACGUCCUGUACGCUGUAUUUCCCGUCGACGUCGACGAGGCGACCUUGGCGACUCACUUAAACUCCCUGGUCUCCAAAAACUUCCUCGCCGUAGAGAAUCCCUCCGCGAUGAUGCAAGGCACGCUGUGCUUCAAGUUUAAACACUCUUUGAUGUCUGCCGCGGCUUACGGCAUGCUCCUACAUAGCAACCGCUGGAAGCUGCACUACCGAGUGGCGGUAGUCUUGACGGAGCAGGGCGACCAGUCCUACAUGGUCUUGGCGCGCCACUGGGUUCAGGUAGCGUUGGGUAACCCGAGUGCCGCCGAGAUCGCUGACCUUGGAGUCGGCGAGUUGAUGGGCAUGGGUCAGUUCAUCGACGCGUCCCUGUACUUCAACGACGGCCUGGAGGUGCUAAAGCGGAUGGCGGACACGCCAAGGCGAAAGUGCCUCGAAAUAGGUAUGUAA
This is a messenger RNA of Ectocarpus sp. CCAP 1310/34, 1212 nucleotides long. NCBI's taxonomy places the organism in Eukaryota, Phaeophyceae, Ectocarpales, Ectocarpaceae. The record is from the annotation of a GenBank genome assembly.